Molecule: messenger RNA, 2811 nt
Organism: Osmerus eperlanus (European smelt)
Lineage: Eukaryota; Metazoa; Chordata; Actinopteri; Osmeriformes; Osmeridae
Exons: 2
Coding region: 384-1493 (369 amino acids)
Biological process (GO): G protein-coupled receptor signaling pathway
Cellular component (GO): membrane
Molecular function (GO): G protein-coupled receptor activity
Source: RefSeq, a predicted model, not a curated record
CCAGUGGCCUAGUUGAGAAAAUCCGAUUUAAAUAAACCACUGUGAAACGGUGUCGUAAUGUUAGAUUUCGGUAGAAAGCAAAGAAGCGCAAUGGAAAGUAAUCAUUGCCAAAUCAAGAUUAACAACUUUGUAUGCUACUGUCGAGGAAAUAUACCUCAACCAUUGUAUCCAAAUUAGCUGUUGUGCACACGUGACUGUCAUCUAAUGCCACGCAGCUGUGCUACUUAUGGUCCAGUAUUAUAGUAACCUAUCGACUUCAUCAUGUAAAAUCUACUCAAGUCAGGAUUCUCAGUCGUCGGUUGCCUUGCUUAUACACACAAUGGUAAACUCGCAAAAUAUAUACCAUCAUUAGUAGCCUGUAUUUAGCCUAAAUGUGAAGAACAAUGUUUGCAGCGCAAAAUUUUUCCACGUCUGAAGAUGUCAAUCUAACGAGCACAGACUCUGUGAGCAUUGAACACGCUCAUUGGCCCAUCAAGAUGAGUGUAAUAUCUGUUCUAGGCGUGCUGAUUACCUUGGGGAAUAUUGCUGUUCUUCUGGUUAUAGCCACAUCUGUGUCCGGAUGGUCAAGGAACUCACGGUAUUUUCUGUUGUCUCUGACGGGUGCAGAUUCUGCGUUUGGACUGAUUGUCAUGCCCUUGAACCUGUGGGUGAGUUUGGUGAAGAACUACACCGAAGGCCCCGACACCCUGUGUCACGUGGUGGCUUUCUGCAAUGCCACGGUCUAUUCCACCUGCAUGUAUACACUGGCCACUAUAAGUUUGGAGAGGUACAUCGCUGUGUUCUAUCCUCUGAAGUACUCCUCACUGAUGACUAGGAAGAAAACCAUUUUCCUGAUCGCGUUCGCAUGGUGUUUUCCUCCGAUUUUACUUCUGCCAAUAUCAUUUCCGGACGGGAUAAUUGAGGUCCAUUUCUCUACAGCAUCACUGGUCUGCAAUCCAUUAUACUCCACUAACGUUGGGUAUUCUCUGAGUCUUACGUGUUUUAUAUUUUUUCCUUGUUCGAUAAUCAUGACAUAUGCAAACUUGAGACUUUGGUUGGCAGCCAAGAAACAUAGGUUGAAAUUGCGCAAACACGAAAUGGGUCGUCGGAACAGACCCGACGUGGCUUCCAGAGUGCUUGUGCCUGUGAUGACCGUGUACUACACCUGUUGGACCCCGUGCAUGGCAGCAAUGAUAUACAAUGCUAUCUCAGGCCAAGGUGUACCAGAGUGGAUUGAAUUUGUGGUGGUCUGGCUGCCAACCACCAACGGUUUUCUCAACUGCAUCUUGUACUUCUGGAUCAACCACAGCUUCCGUAAGAAGUUCCGCCUUAUUUUCGAGAGGCUGUCGCUGUCCCUCUGCCCUGGGGCAGCCAGGGCCCUCGGAUGCAGGGUCAGCGCACAGGUGCAGUUUGUAUCAGAAGUCUGGAAUAACAACAACAGUCUCAAUGAGCGCUCAGCCAGCAUGUCCUCCACCUGCACCUUAAUCACCCUGUCUGAUGACACCCACAUCUGAGGACAGUCGUAGAAAUGUCUAAAGACGUGACAUCUCCCAUGAUGCCCCUGGUGAGCUACCUGCAACGUGCUGAACCCCACCACAGCCCUGCUAGUGUAAGUUAGAGCUUCCAAACAUCCUCCCGUCAUUACAUUAAGUAGGUAUAAUUGGAUACGUUUCUUUUAAAAUGAGCUUUCACCUUGUCAGUGUUGUCACAUCUACUUUAAUAUUGAUCGUUUAUGCUAGAAUCGUUUUGUACGUGUUUUAGUUCUGUUUUGUUUUUCCUUUUUUUACAUUUUGCAGACACCGCUAAGUGUCAUCAGGGUUCCACACACUGAUCGACCUCUUAAACCACAUUUUAGUUAUUUUUAGUUGAUUAUUCAAUGUUAAUAGAAUAUAGCCAAUGCCCCCAUCCAACUGCAUGUCAUCUUGCCAUAUCAACAGUGUUUAACAUGAUGUGGUUAUCUUCAUGCUGUCCCCGAUAAUGUAUUACACUUAAGCUGUUUGAUGGAAGCCUGACUUCAUUAGCUUAAAUUUGUAUUUUAACAUCAAGCAAUUGGAUAUAAAUUGUGAACUUCAAUAGAUAAUGUUUAUGUUGAUGGACUUUGACCUUCUCAUCUUUCUCAAAGAGUUGGCAUAUAGCAGCCUCUCUAGGUUAACCUUUAAGGUGUAGCAUUUCAGUGUGUUAGAAGAAAAGUAAUUAAGAAGAUACAGAGUAGAAAUGUCACUGUAGGCUAGUCUGUAGGAGUUACCCUUUUUCUCUCUUUGACUUUGUUUCAUAACACCAGCGAGGGUCACUGGUAUUUUUGGUUUCUUAUUGAUUUGAUACAAUUUGUGAUUCAAUGCAUUCUCUAUGUACUGUUAUUUUGCCCCCCUCUCCCCUUUGCACUAUUCACACACUUUUUGAAAUGCGAAUGUUAUGGUAAAGGUGAUAGUUUGUGGGUCUGUAGUUGAUAGCAAGAAACUGUUUCUUGAGCUUGAAUAAGCCUUGAUCUGAAGAUUGGUACCAUUAUGAAACUGUGGUCUUUACAUUUGUGAAACUGAAAUCAUUGACAGCCUUUAGAUAACCAAUAGUUUUAAUUAAUUUUAGCCUCCCAUGAUUCUGUUUAUGCUGCAGUGCUUGGAUAUAGGCAAAUGCAUACCAUCUAAAUCUCUAUUGGUAAUUGAAAAAUAAAUAUGUAAAUACCACUUUUACCUAAAUUAUGAUAAUGCGUUAAAUAAAGUUUUUGUAAAUAAACUUGACAUAACUUGUAUAUAAAUUGCAUUUUAUUGUUUUCAAAAAUGUAAUGCCAAAAUAGUCUCCUGUACUUGCAUCAUAUAAAUAUAUAUAAUAAAGUAU